Messenger RNA from Aspergillus calidoustus, 2115 nucleotides. Lineage: Eukaryota; Fungi; Ascomycota; Eurotiomycetes; Eurotiales; Aspergillaceae. The record is from the annotation of a GenBank genome assembly.
AUGCUUGGUGAUGGGCGCGAGGACGGUUCUCGGUCCUACAUACCUCCUUCGGUAGAGGUUGACGACCAAUUUGACGAUCCCGACGGUGCCGAUAACCUACUGCCCCGCGAUGUUGACACUGGCAACACAAUUCUCCCCGUCUGGUUACGGGAGUCUUCCAAGUCAUUCCGCUACAGAUGGGUUCCUCUACCAAUUCGAAAAGCUGCUCGCGCGACAGCCAACUUCGUCAAAGGCCCGGACCCGCCGAACCCUCUCUUAUUGACGCCAUUGAUCCCCCAAAUACAAGAACUGCCGGUCCGGUACCUGAACAAAUUCUUCCCGAAGCGCAAAUACAAGAUCUCGCUCCUCUUACUCCUCUACCUUGCGUGGUUCCUGCCGUGGACGAUACUUUUCCUACACUCCCGGUCUGCAGGGUAUAUUGCUGGCUAUGGUCGACCGCGGACGUUAUCGUGCUCAACGAGUUUCUGGGCCCAUGGAAAUAGAUGCGGACUUAAUGGGAACGACUGCCGUCCAUUCACAGCCGCCUCGAUGGCCUUCCGAUGCCCUGCGAACUGUCGAGACACGAAGAUGCUUGAGCCAUACACAGUUGGAAAUGAAACAAUCAGCUACAGAGGGCUUGUGAUCGGUGGUCCGGAGCCAGGGUCAGAUGACCCGGGCAUUUACCGGGCCGACAGCUUCAUCUGUCAAUCCGCUCUUCACGCUGGGGUCAUUGAUAACGACGGUGGCUGUGGCGUCGUUCGCCUCGAAGGAGCAGUGCACUCCUUCCACGCUUCAAAGAAGAAUGGUAUCAGCUCUCUUGGGUUCCCAUCGACGUUUCCUAAAUCUUUCAGCUUCGUCGAGCCUUCAUCGGAUGCGACUUGCCCGCAAGAUCCCCGAUGGCCGCUGCUGAGCAUCACCAUUGCUGCGUUGGUUGUGCUAUGGCUUUUCUGCACCUCGCCUGCGGUGCUCUUCUUCAGCACAUUUUUCAUGGUUUUUACCCAGAUUGGAUUGGUAUCAGAUCCUCCUCCUAAGGCUCAGGUAGCCGAUCUGCUCUCUGUCUUCCUUUCGCGGCUACUUCCAGCCUCAUUCGUUGCCUAUGUCCUGUACAGGUACUGCGCGCGACCCCUCCUGAGCCCGUUAUCUCCGCCCAUAUACCAGCUUAGCAAGACUUUCCUCUUCUUGCCGCCUUUGUUCUUUGCCGCACUGAACAACUACACUUUCGCACGGUUGAUUCCUCUUGAACGCCUUACACCUCAUGAUAUCCAACAACAACCCGGCGCAAAGCUGGCACUAGCUCUGGUGAUCCCGACCAUAAUCUGCAUUGUUGUGACUCAGGCCAACCAAAUCCGCUUGGGUGGAUUGAUGCCUCACUAUCUCAAGGUCUACGGAGCCAUGGCGCUGAUUCUCCUGAUUCUGCUCGUCCUUCCCGGACUCCGCCUUCGCAUCCAUCACUACAUCCUUGCGAUUCUCCUAAUGUAUGGCACUGCGUUCCCGACUCGCCCGUCUCUCCUCUACCAGGGCUUGCUUCUCGGCCUCUUCAUCAACGGCAUCGCCAGAUGGGGUUUCGCCUCAAUAAUCGAAACGCCUACCGCACUGGGUGAACAACCAGGCGGAUCAAACGGAUGGUGGGGAAGCACAUCGCCUCACAUCAAUGACUCCUCCGUCUCCAUCUCUCUCCCAGACAAACACUCCGAUGAGCCCUACCACGGCAAUGGCAACAUCACAUUUACCCUCUGGGAGCGCGAGCGCAUGGAGAAGCUCGGCGUAGACGGCGUAUCAGUCCUAGUCAACGACGUGGAGCGCUGGCGCGGCUACCUGGACGAGGAUCCCCGCGGUGAAUUUACCUGGCACCGCCACGGCCACUCGGGCCUAGAGCUCCAACACGCAUCCUUCAUCAAUGACAACUUUGCCUCGCCCGUUCCCCUAGACCUCGAGGAAGUCUUCAAGAAAGACGUCAAUGGAGAACGGGAGCAAGACCUCUCCGCGUUAUGGCUUGACCGCGACGACGACGACAAGCCCGAAACGCUCUUCUUCCGCUUUGCGUUCCUGCGCGGCGCCGAAGCAGGCACGUACGGCGGCCCGGGCAUCUGGUUCGACAACGGCGACUGGGUUUCGCCGCCGGAGCCGAAAAACUAG